UGUGAGAGAUCUUGUAGGACACAGAAGACUCCAGGAAGCAUGUGUGCAGGACGCCGACCAUACUAACCCCACAGGAGGCUCAGCAUUCCCAUGCACUUUCUAUGUGGAUGUACAAUCCCCACCGGACUCUGCAUUCCUGAAUAUCAUCCAGCUGCCACCCCUCCACUUAUUUCCAAAAUACAUCUAAACCCUGACGUCAAACUUCUGCUAAAAAUCCACAGAUUUUUGGAAAAUUCUUACAAAGUCUAGUGGAGCUUCUACAUCAGCCUCGCCUAGAGCUGGGAUUAUUAUGGAGGCGUCCAUUAUAACCAACUCAAAAUGUCACCUUCCCAUUUCUGCUACUGUGCUGACAGAUUAUAGCACCUGCUGACAGGCAUGGAUAUUCCAGGGCGUGAACUCGGAUUAUGAUGUUUGAUACUGUACCAAGUGGAUAUACCAAAGGAUAAAAGUGAAUAUUUCUUGGAUCACUCGAUCUGGAUAGAGAAGCUCACGUCUUAUUACAGAUCAGGAGCCAUUUGUUCGGAUUUUGUUACAUGAACGUGGAAUUUUUAGAUUUUAGUCGGGGAUACAGGAGAUUUUGUUUCUCUGUUUAUUUUUUUUAUUUUUCUGUUUCUUUAUUUUUUGUGUUUAGUUGAUUUUUUAUUUCAUUCAAAUUUAUGUUUGCUUUAAUUUAAUUAUUGUAAAAAAUAUUUUUGCACUUUAUUGUUUGAUACAGGGAUGUGUGCGAAAGUGGUUAUGUUUUUUGGGUGUUUAUUAUAAAAUUUAUUAGAUAACGUUCCAGCAUCGUAGGUGUCUGACAUACAAAGAAGGAUUUGCUGUGGUGUAUUAUAUUAUUUCUUGUUGAAGGUAUCAAGCGGUUGAGUAUUUUGCAUUGUAUUAUUUUGUGUUUUACUCCUAUUGAGUCAGUUAGACUGUGGCAGGAAGCCUUGUAGGCCACAACUCGGGGGCUGGAGAGCCAUAGGCUUCAUAGUCGUCCUCCAUCUAUCACUAUAUCUUUUGUUGCCUAUUCCUAAAACAAGGUGCAUGUAGUGUUGCUGUACUGCAGUCUAAUAUUUUCUGUUAUCAUCCAUUUCAGACUGGCUACAGACUAUCUGUAUUUUUUAUUUAUUUUUUAAAUGAGAUGACUGAUAGGAAAGACCAGAAUAUUUCCUGCCCCCCUUUAUCGCUACUUUGUGUCACAUAUCUUCUUUGAUGAGACCUUCCUGAACGGCUUAGCACCUUGAGUGAGUGCAGCUCGGGAGUUUAAUUUAGGAUUAAAUUAGAGUGCUGCCCCUGUACAACAUGCCAGCUCUAGGUUUAGUGGCUUCUUCAGGAUGAGGAAAAGGUUGCCUUCUAGUAAAUGGCAUUUGUAGAAUAUGGUUUAUGGGCUCUUGGUAUAAAUUGUGAACAGGUUCUGAAGAUACUGACGUCCAUUCAUACUGUGUGUUCUACAGUAAUUUCCUAGCCCAUAAAAUUGGCACCAGCUGGGUUUAAAUUUAGAAACAACUUAUGUAAUUCAUAGCAUUGUAAUCCGGGGGGAGCGUCGAGCUGGAACAAGGCUCAUAUUAUACCUUCCAAUGUAAACAAAGGUCAGCUGAGGAUUUUCAUAUAUUGCCUCAGUGCCGACAGUGUAACUCUCAGCAAUUACAUUUUUCAUUUACAAGGCUGCAGUCGUAUCAGCCCCCCCUUCCCACACCAUCUUCUGACCCUGACAGUGCGAGGCCUGUUUAAUCUGUAUUUUUAUACUCUUGAUACUUGGUUUAUUUCGACGGGAGCUGCCUAGCUUUCAAAUUAAGGAUACAAGUUAGGUUUUGUGCAACCUAGAUAGAAGAGAGAUUGUAAUGAAGUAGAGCAAAGGUGAAUCACAUUGACUUGAAGCAUUAGAAGGGUGCAAAAACUCUACAGGGAACUCUUAUGAAUUCAAACUUGGAACACAGGCGAUUUCAUGGACAAUCUUUAAGUGUUUCUUACAGCUACAGUAGAAGCUUAGACGUAUCGUGGCCCUCAAGCCCUAGACAUCAUGGAGAACUUUUUCCAUCGGCAUUUUAGCAAAUCCCAUCCAAUUGAAUCUGACAGGAGAAUGAGUCUGGCAGCAUCAAAAAUCAGGCGUAAGUCAGGAGCUGGUGGACCAUCUCUAGGACUUUUGGCACAGCGAAGGGUGUCUACCCAAGUAGGCAAGAAAAAUGUAGACAGUCGAAGGAAAUCCAGCACAGCACCUGUUAGGGUCAACCCACGGUUUGCUGUAAAGAACAUUCAAAAACAUACAUUAAAGUCUGUGAAGAUUCAGAAUGUCGAAGAACUGCUUUGGGACAUAUGGAUGGACUGUAAGUUACUUAACCAGACAAGUCAACAACCCAGUGAUCAGGAGGAAGAAGAUGAUAAUUUCACUUCUACCAGCAGCAGUUCUGAAGGUGAAGUUGGUUCCUAUGGAGUCUCAAGGAAAGCCAUUUCCCGAUCUGGUCUUCAGCACCUGGCUCCAGUGCACUGCCCCACCUUGACCAUCUCCAAUGGACCCCUAAAAGAACCUCGUACCAGCCUGGAUUGGACUGAGAACGCAGUGAACGGGGAGCACAUUUGGCAAGAGACUAAUGUAUCAGGAGACCUGUGUUAUCUGGGGGAAGAGAACUGCCAAGUCAAGUUUUCCAAAUCAGCCGUACGGAGAAAGUGCGCAGCAUGUAAAAUUGUGGUUCACGUCGCUUGUAUGGAUCAGCUAGAGAAGAUUAAUUUUAGGUGUAAACCAACAUUUCGUGAUGUGACCUCUCGAGCUCCAAGAGAGAAUUUUGUGAGGCAUCACUGGGUACAUCGACGACGGCAAGAAGGAAAAUGCAAGCAUUGCGGGAAGGGUUUUCAGCAGAAGUUCUCAUUCCACAGUAAGGAAAUUGUUGCUAUCAGCUGCUCAUGGUGCAAGCAGGCGUUUCACAACAAGGUCACCUGCUUCCUGUUACAUCACAUUGAGGAGCCCUGCUCCCUCGGAGCCCAUGCUGCUGUCAUAGUCCCUCCAAGCUGGAUCAUUAAGGUGAAGAAACCUCAGGUUAAUGUAAAAAACUCCAGUCGGCGGAAGAAGAGAACAUCGUUCAAGAGGAAAGCCAGCAAAAAAGGCUUUGAGGAUAUCAAAGGCCGGGCCUUUGUGAUAAAACCCAUAUCUUCCCCCCUCAUGAAACCUUUGCUGGUCUUUGUGAAUCCAAAAAGUGGUGGAAACCAGGGUACAAAAGUGCUGCAGAUGUUCAUGUGGUUCCUGAAUCCACGGCAGGUCUUUGAUCUUUCUCAGGAAGGACCACGGGAAGCACUGGAGUUGUAUAGAAAAGUGCCAAAUCUACGAAUUCUUGCCUGUGGUGGCGAUGGGACGGUAGGCUGGAUCCUUUCUGUCUUGGAUGAGCUGCAGCUCAACCCUCAGCCUCCUGUAGCUGUUCUUCCGCUUGGUACUGGGAAUGACCUCGCUCGUACUCUUAAUUGGGGAGGGGGUUACACAGAUGAACCAGUCUCCAAGAUCCUCUGCCAUGUAGAAGAUGGUACCAUUGUGCAGUUGGACCGAUGGAAUCUACAUGUGGAGAAGAAUCCUGAUCUACUCCAUGAGGAGCUGGAUGAUGGGACACAUAAGCUUCCACUAAACGUAUUCAAUAAUUACUUCAGCCUGGGAUUUGAUGCACACGUGACCUUGGAGUUUCAUGAGUCUAGAGAAGCAAAUCCAGAGAAAUUCAACAGUCGCUUUCGCAACAAGAUGUUCUAUGCAGGGGCUGCCUUCUCCGACUUUUUACAGAGGAGCUCUAGAGAUUUAUCCAAACAUGUGAAAGUUGUGUGUGAUGGAACGGACCUCACCCCCAAGAUCCAAGAACUGAAGUUUCAGUGUAUUGUCUUCUUAAAUAUCCCAAGGUACUGUGCUGGCACAAUGCCCUGGGGAAACCCUGGUGACCAUAGAGACUUUGAACCUCAGCGGCAUGACGAUGGUUAUAUCGAGGUCAUUGGCUUUACUAUGGCGUCUCUGGCUGCCCUGCAGGUAGGUGGCCACGGAGAGAGGCUUCACCAGUGCAGGGAAGUGACUCUAUUGACGUACAAGGCCAUCCCCAUGCAGGUAGAUGGUGAACCCUGCCGCCUUGCCCCUUCCCUCAUUCGUAUAUCCUUAAGGAACCAAGCAAAUAUGGUACAGAAGAGCAAGAGGAGAACAUCAAUGCCCUUACUUAAUGAUGUCCAUAAAGUGCCCACCGCUGACCACCGACGCGUCUCUGCUCCCCCAGACUCCUUCACUGUCCCACAUUCAGUGCCCGACCGGCUACGUAUCCGAGUCAACCGAAUCCGCCUACAGGUGUACGAGGGGCUGCAUUUCGACAAGGACAAACUGCGGGAAGCCUCCAUUCCUCUAGGGAUAAUUGUGGUACGAGGAGACUGUGACUUGGAGACCUGCCGGAUGUAUAUUGACCGCCUUCAAGAGGAUCUUCAUUCUGUAGCUGCUCAUAGAGAUCACUGCCAAGAUAAUGAGAGCUCUUUACCAAGGUUGCUGUCUGCCCAGCGUCUCAAUCCUCGAUGGUGCUUCCUAGAUGCUACCUCUGCUGACCGGUUUUAUCGUAUAGAUAGAUCUCAGGAACAUCUACAUUUCGUCACUGAGAUUUCCCAGGAUGAGAUCUUCAUAUUAGACCCUGAGGCAGCUGGGAGUCCACAGGGUAGUGCCGGGACAGGGAUGCCAGAUCUUGUGGUCGAACAGCCCUCGGGGUUGUCUGAGUGGUGGACGCCAACAUGUCGGAAACGUAUUGUCAGUGACAGCUGCGUGCCAGGGAAGUUGUCUCUACAGAACAUGCUCUCAGACAAGACCCAGGAUUCCUCUCCUUCUAGUGCCCUCCCAUCCCCAGUAUCAGCAGAAGAACAAGCUCUGGUACAUGCAGUGCUUGAUGGUGAUCUUGAAAAGGUCACUGAGUGCCGCGAGAAAGGAGCCAGUUUACGGAUCCAGGGGCCCGAGCGCUGUUCUUUGUUACACCUGGCAGCAAGGGCCGGGCACUCGGAGAUCGUCUCGUACAUCCUAGAGAACGGACCUGAGGAUCUUUUGGACAUGGUAGACAGAACCACAGGUGAGACAGCGUUGCACAAAGCUGCUUUCCAGGGACACAGGCUAGUUUGCCGAAUUCUUGUGGAUGCUGGUGCCUGUUUGUUGAAAAGGAAUUCCAAGGGACAAACCGCUCUAGAGAUAGCCCAAGAAGCAGAAGACUCAGAACUUGCAUCUUACUUGGAAACUUGUCAAGCAAAGCAGCUUCUUUCCAAUGAAGACCUGGAGACCGCAGUUUGAUAAGGACAGCAAAUGGCAGAAAUCAGUUUGGAAAGAGAAGAGACACACGUAGCUAAAAGGUUCCUGGAAAAGGUCACCCCAACCCAGGAGGAGGAAACUGGUCGGAAGAGGCACCCCCUUCCUCAUGCAAGAUUUCCAGUGUAGGGUGCACUUUCCAGUUUCGUAAGGGCUAACGAGACUUGCCACGGAACUGCAACUCACUUGACAUGUUAAGCAAUGACGAAAGCCAGGAAAAGGAAGGCAGAGGUGGGGCAGAGCCCUCGCCACAUGUGGAACUCUCUCUCUUUCUGUGUGUAUUCCAACAAGACGCAUGAUCCCGUCCGUUGUCUUAUCUUCUCACUUUGGUCUGAUCUCUCCCAUCCCGGCAGACAGAAGGACUUAGAGCCGGCACAGUGUUAUCAAACUCACAGCUCUUUUUUUCAUUUUCAUAUUAUUUUUUUUUUUGUAUUAGCAGGAAGGAGCCAACUCAUUAAAAAAGAGACUGGAAUCUAUUACGAAUGAGUGUGGUUACCAUCGGGGCAGAAGCAUAGCAAUCAUAAUUUAUUCAUGCUGCGGAAAGUCAACCUAUUAAUAUAUUAUUAUUUUUUUUAUGAGAAGACCACAUGACCUAAAAUACAGUAUAAUACCACACGAAAAGACAUCCUGUCGCAUUCACAAAUAUAUAGAUAUAUAUGUAUCAGCGCUCAUAUACCAUGACAUAACCUGUGACGUUUAAUUUGUAACAUUAUUACAUAGAUCGUUGCAAACUACUGUUCUCUGUCAAACAUUUUAGGUUAAUAAAGUCCAAAUGAAGUGUC
Molecule: messenger RNA, 6048 nt
Organism: Bufo gargarizans (Asiatic toad)
Lineage: Eukaryota; Metazoa; Chordata; Amphibia; Anura; Bufonidae
Gene: DGKI
Product: diacylglycerol kinase iota
Exons: 34
Coding region: 2000-5251 (1083 amino acids)
Biological process (GO): lipid phosphorylation; intracellular signal transduction; diacylglycerol metabolic process
Cellular component (GO): nucleus
Molecular function (GO): ATP-dependent diacylglycerol kinase activity; protein binding
Source: RefSeq, a predicted model, not a curated record